AUGCUGAACAGCUCUUACCUAAGACGGCAUAAUGAAGUUGUCAAAUGUCUACAUUUGCAUUUAUGCUGCCAAUACGGGAUAAGAAAAACGAAGAAAUUAAAAAUUCACUCAGUUCAAUCUGUUGUCGCCAAUGAAGUUGUGGAAAUUCGACUGGACACAACUAUUCCUACGGAUACGGCUGUUUCAAACAAUAAACCAGAUAUUUUUGUCCAUGACAAGAUAAAGAAUACAAUUACACUCAUUGAAGUUGGGAUUACUUCACAAAAUUGCCUAAAGCAAGUUGAAGUGGAAAAGUUCCACAAAUAUGAUUUUUUGGCAAAUGAAUUAGGGGUGAUUCAUCGGGCUAAAGUGAAGAUAAUUCCUGUUGUACUUACAUGGGAUGGAAUUGUCUCAAGAUUCUUCAAAAGUCAUCUGGAUUCUAUCGCAGUGGAAGACAGAGUGAAGGCAUAUAUCCAAACACUCGUUUUAAGAAAAACAUUGGAGAGUAUGUAG
Messenger RNA from Octopus sinensis (East Asian common octopus), 492 nucleotides. RefSeq lists its product as uncharacterized. Lineage: Eukaryota; Metazoa; Mollusca; Cephalopoda; Octopoda; Octopodidae. The coding region runs from base 1 to 492 and encodes 163 amino acids. The record is from RefSeq and is a predicted model, not a curated record. The transcript has a single exon.